Messenger RNA from Colletotrichum lupini, 405 nucleotides. RefSeq lists its product as uncharacterized. The record is from RefSeq and is a predicted model, not a curated record. Lineage: Eukaryota; Fungi; Ascomycota; Sordariomycetes; Glomerellales; Glomerellaceae. The coding region runs from base 1 to 405 and encodes 134 amino acids. The transcript has 2 exons.
AUGUCUGUUCCUCUCUUCCCCUCUUCCAUCGUGCCCACACCAGUCGACCCGUCUCUUGUUUUGGUACGCAACUUGACAUACAGACCGUCGCACGGGAAGACGACGGGGGUCACGCCGCCGCGCAUGCGCAGUCGCACACCGCGCGAGUCCUUCAACCCAUCUUCACUCCAAUCCAGACUCAUGGGACUAUCCUACGCUGCGAACGCUGCGAGAAAAGACGGAGAGCAGAAAAUAACACCAGGCUGUGCCCACGAAGCAACUCUGCACAUGCAAGCCCACGGCAGCAAUACUGUCAGCAUCAUCACCAUCACCAUCAGCACCAAACUCCAGAAUCCCAGCCGCACCAGCCAGCAGGAAUGUACCCGGAAGGGCACCAAGGAACGAUACGGACAGAAUGAUCCGUAA